AUGUCCCGGCAACGACGACGCGACAGUUCCAGUUCGAUAUUGACAGUCUGUGGUGUUCAGAUGAAAGACAUUCCGGGUGAAAAAACCGCUGAAGAGGAACUUUUUAAGAACUGUCUAGAGAACAAGAAUGGAAACAACAUUAGCGGCUAUGGUAAAGUGGCAGUGGUUAGUUAUGGAAAAUACCUAAUGUUAGCACAGGCCAAAGGAAGUGCGGAAACUUAUGCCAUGAAAUACAUUCUAAGUUUUUCUUAA
Paraglomus brasilianum is the source of this 252-nucleotide messenger RNA. NCBI's taxonomy places the organism in Eukaryota, Fungi, Glomeromycota, Glomeromycetes, Paraglomerales, Paraglomeraceae. The record is from the annotation of a GenBank genome assembly.